Molecule: messenger RNA, 887 nt
Organism: Andrographis paniculata
Lineage: Eukaryota; Viridiplantae; Streptophyta; Magnoliopsida; Lamiales; Acanthaceae
Product: peroxisomal membrane protein 11C-like
Exons: 7
Coding region: 1-708 (235 amino acids)
Biological process (GO): regulation of peroxisome size; peroxisome fission
Cellular component (GO): peroxisomal membrane
Source: RefSeq, a predicted model, not a curated record
AUGAGUUCGCUAGACGUCGCAAGAGUUGAGCUUGGACUCGCUGUUCUUUAUCUGAACAAGGCCGAGGCGAGGGACAAGAUAUGCAGGGCGAUACAAUAUGGAUCAAGAUUUUUGAGCAAUGGCGAGCCUGGUACUGCUCAAAAUGUCGAAAAAUCAACUAGCUUGGCGCGAAAAGUUUUUCGCUUGUUCAAGUUUAUCAAUGAUCUUCAUGCUCUCAUUAGCCCAAGUGCUCCGGGAACUCCUCUUCCUCUGAUUUUGUUGGGAAAGUCGAGAAAUGCUCUCCUCUCGACUUUCUUGUUUAUGGAUCAAAUUGUGUGGCUGGGAAGGGCCGGGAUAUACAAGAACAAGGCGCGAACAGAGAUGAUCGCAAGGAUCUCCUUUUUCGCCUGGAUGGGUUCGUCGAUCUGCGGCACCCUGGUUGAGAUUGGGGAGAUAGGAAGGCUUUCGGCAUCGAUGAACAAGUUGGAGAAGGAGCUGAAGAACACCAACAAACAUGAGAAUGAACAAUACCGAACCAAGGUUAAGAUGUCGAAGGAGAGGUCUCUAGCCCUCGUCAAAGCAGCCAUGGAUAUUGUUGUCGCAGUCGGGUUGCUUCAGCUGGCGCCCAAGAAAGUCAGUCCUCGAGUCACCGGCGCCUUCGGAUUUGCCACCUCCCUCAUCUCCUGCUACCAGUUGCUGCCAUCUCCAGCAAAGGCCAAGACUCCAUGAAAUCGGCCAAGCCUCGAUGCAAUGAGACAACAUUUAUACUUAGUAAAGCUUGCUGUAUGAAACCUAUAAUCAUCCUCUGCUUAUGCUUGUCCUGUUUAAGGUUACGAGCACAACAGUAUGCAAUUUGUGAUUGUGUAUUAUGCACAGGAUAUAUAUAGUGCCGUCGCCUUUAAAAAUCA